Parasteatoda tepidariorum (common house spider) is the source of this 1011-nucleotide messenger RNA. RefSeq names its product copper homeostasis protein cutC homolog. Gene Ontology annotation, molecular function: copper ion binding. Lineage: Eukaryota; Metazoa; Arthropoda; Arachnida; Araneae; Theridiidae. The record is from RefSeq and is a predicted model, not a curated record.
AAGAGGUUAUAAGAAAUUUUUGAGACUAUUUCAAUCUUCUGAGUAAUUAUAUCACUUUCGUUUUAAACAUUUGUUUAUAUUUCGGCGAUUUGAAGAAUCUUCUAAAAAACAAGUGUAUGCUAGUGUUGAUUAGAAAUAAGUAAGAUUUUAAUAGAAUUAAAACUAGUAAAUUAAUAUUUUUUUUUGCUUUAGUCUGGAUAUGGAAUGCAUUCUGGAAGUUUGUGUAGAUAAUAUUGAAUCGGCUAGAAAGGCUGAAGCUGGAGGUGCAGAUCGAAUAGAAUUAUGUCAAGCCCUUGCAGUUGGAGGUUUAACUCCAAGUUUAGGUUUUUUAAGAAAAAUAAAAGAGAAUUUAAAUAUACCAGUUUUUACAAUGAUUAGAGCCAGAGAUGGAGACUUUAGCUAUAGUGAAUUAGAAGUUGAGCAGAUGAAAGAUGACAUUAGAGCAGCCUUGUCUGUUGGAAUCAAUGGUUUUGUUCUGGGUGCUCUCAGGAAAAAUAAUGUUGAUAAAGAAGUAUGUUAUUCUUUGUUAAAGGAAUGUGGCAAUAAACCUGUUACAUUUCAUCGAGCCUUUGAUUUGAUAGAAGACUCAUCUGUAGCUCUAUCUGACAUCAUUGAAUUGGGAUUUUCAAGAAUUUUAACUAGUGGACAUUCAACAAGUGCUUACAAAGGAAUGGAAAAUAUUAAAUCUUUUAUUGAAAAGGUUGAAUCAAGAAUAAUUAUCAUGCCUGGUUGUGGCAUAAAUGUGAUGAACUUGAAAGAAAUAAAAGAUUUCACCGGUGCUACAGAAUAUCAUUCUUCUGCUCAACUUCCACGUGCUGUUGUAGAGGAUAAUAAUGUUGUGAAAGGAACAACAUAUCAUCCUAUGACUUCAAUUGAAAUUGUUAAAAAAAUGAAGACAAUUUUGUGCAGCUAUUCCUGAAAGCAAGACUAAAGAAUGAAUUCAAAUGUUAUGAAAUUAAUCUUUCUUAUUUUAUAUAAAAAUGAAUUAUAUAUUUUUAUAGAAAAAAAGUA